Molecule: messenger RNA, 2142 nt
Organism: Penicillium samsonianum
Lineage: Eukaryota; Fungi; Ascomycota; Eurotiomycetes; Eurotiales; Aspergillaceae
Product: type III PLP-dependent enzyme
Exons: 4
Coding region: 261-1625 (454 amino acids)
Cellular component (GO): cytoplasm
Molecular function (GO): ornithine decarboxylase activity
Source: RefSeq, a predicted model, not a curated record
UGGCUCUCUCACAGGUUAAUUGGGGAAGUGUGGCCUUUAUCCCGUGCGACUUAUUGCUUAUUCCUUUCCGUGAGAUCCAACGUAAUGCAGAGUUUCAAUUGCGUACAAAAUUACCUUUUAAUGGCCUUUCUUCACCUUUUAGUUCAAGCCUCUUCAAACGAUCUAUUCGCACGGAGUUCCUGAAGAGCACAGCACCUCUUUUUGAAAAGGACUUCCAUAUACUCCAGGACUUUGUAUUAUAGUCCGACAUAUGUUCUGUAAUGCUGUUUCAGUUACAGAACUCUCCAUUUUCCCUAGUUCUUCUCGAUCGACUACUCUCCACAAUCAUGGCUCUCCUCCCUGCUCCCAGUGAACCUGUAGCCACUGGCAAAGUCAUACAUGCUAGCGGAUAUCGAAAUCUCCCACCAGAUGAGCUAGUUGACCUCGCAAUUGAGAGUCACAUUGCCCGUGUAGUCAAACGGUCUCUCGUUGGCGGCGAUGAAUCAUUCUUCAUCGCAGAUUUGGGCCAGAUACUUCGACAGCAUCGUCGUUGGACCCAGCAUAUGCCCGGAAUACGACCGUAUUAUGCGGUUAAAUGCAAUUGUGACCCAACCUUUCUCAAAGUUCUUGCAGAACUAGGGACAGGGUUUGAUUGCGCUUCCAUUGAAGAGAUGCGCGCAGUUCUCAGCCUCGGCGUGGACCCAACCCGGAUUUUGUUCGCCAAUCCAUGCAAGGCGCCCGCCGCCGUAGCUUUUGCGCGCGAGAUUGGCGUCUUGCGAACAACAUUUGACAAUAUCGACGAAUUGGAUACCAUCAAGGCACACAUGCCGGAAGCUCAAUUGUUACUUCGGAUCUAUGCAAAUGACGAGGGUGCUUUCAUUUGUCUCGGUGAAAAAUUUGGUGCGCAGUUGGAUACGACCGAGGAGCUACUUUCAAGAGCUUGGGAGCUUGGACUGAAUGUGAUUGGUGUUAGCUUUCAUGUUGGGACCGGUGCUACCAACCCAGCAUCAUUUUGCAAGGGCAUCAAAGAUGCACGUCUGGCGUUUUCACAAGCUGAACGUCUAGGUUUCCACCCCAAAAUACUCGAUAUCGGUGGCGGCUUUCAAGAUGAUUGCUUUGAGUCUAUGGCCCCUAUUAUUCGAGACGCGAUUCGGUCGGAGUUCCCAAUUGGUACCACAACGAUUGCAGAACCAGGUCGGUUUUUUGCUCGUAGUGUGUAUACUCUUGUAUGUCGAGUGAUUUCACGUCGCCGUCAGCUUGGGAGUGCUGCUCGAUCUGGUGUUCCAGACAUGCUUUAUCAAAACGAUGGCAUAUACGGAAAUUUCAUGAAUGUGAUUAUGGAGAAAGAGACCAUGGUUCCUUAUUUGGUCAAGAGUAAGAAGGCCAGGGGUUUCUUGCAUAAGCCAAAACCAGAGGAUGCUUUGCAAGUAACAGAUCAUCACCGGUACUCGAUUUGGGGGCCUACAUGUGACAGCACCGAUUGUGUUGUGCGCGAGGUGACGCUUGAUUCUGAAGUUAAGGUUGGAGAUUGGCUCAAAUAUAAAAACAUGGGAGCAUAUACAAGUACCACUGCGACUCAGUUCAAUGGUUUCAGCAGCACCUAUGACACAUUUUAUGUCAAUAGUGAAACGUUGCCUGACUAUUAGCCGGUGUCAUGAUAUUUUGGUAUUUGUGGUCUUGAAGCCAUUUGUAUGGGGGUGGCCCAGUCUCUCGCUCGAAGAGGCCAUUGUGGAUAAGCUGCACAUGGUAUGAUAUAUGACACGGCAUAUCAACGGGGUCUAGAACGAAAAACAUAGCCGUGGCCCGUGUGAUUGACGGUCUCGAGCAUAUUGACAGUCAGGGGCUGGUACAACCGGAAAACAUGUGAUUAGCAGGCCCCGGGGACUUAGAUCGCUUACACGAUCUGUGAAAAUUUCAAGUGUAAAUCGAUGAAUAACCUGCAUUCAUUCAGCUUGAGCGCGCAGCCUCUUGCGUAUAUCUAUACCGAAAACCAUAACAUCCAUAACUAUAAUAGGGAGGAUGACCGAGCCCAUCCAAAAUGAAACAAUAAUCGCACGCUUAAACAAAGAAACACCAUAAUUUCCAGCGGUUUUCAUAUCACUCCAGAUGGAAUGAAGAUAGCAAAGAGGAUAUCAAUCAUGAGAAGGAAAAAAAAAAGAAAAC